Westerdykella ornata is the source of this 724-nucleotide messenger RNA. RefSeq lists its product as uncharacterized. Bases 147 to 641 code for a protein of 164 amino acids. The record is from RefSeq and is a predicted model, not a curated record. The transcript has a single exon. Lineage: Eukaryota; Fungi; Ascomycota; Dothideomycetes; Pleosporales; Sporormiaceae.
CUUUUGCACCAUGCGAUCGGAUCCCUGCCCUGACCCCUGCGCUAACCCUAGCGUGGUGCGCUAGUGCACUUUAUUUCAACAACCUCUUUAUUUCUCUGCAUCUACAAUACCCUACACUACACCCGCGCAGCACAUGCUCGCACUCUAUGCCCCCUUCAAAACAAUGGAAACGAAAUCUUCAUGCUCCCCACAGUUUCAACCCGGGGAUGCUCUCUGCACCUUCUCACUGUCGGCAUCGCGUCCACUGCCGGUCGUACUUGCUAUGCCCGAAGGGCUGCAGUCCCAAGCAAUCUGGAAGUGUCUGUCAGCACUCAUGCCGCUCCGGCAGUAACUCUUCCUCCAACCACGAUGAUCUUCCCCUGUUUCAGACCGGUCCCUCCGCCUUGCCCUGCCAGAACGGCACAGUCUCUCCCGUUGCUGGGACGGAGACGCCAGCUCCCUGGACGACUUCACUGCCCUGGUCGUCCGGUUCUCCGGAUCAUCAGCCGCAGUCAGAUUUGGCUACGAUUCUGCUGUGCAACUGCAGAGGCACCCACCAUGACCGUCCUUUACUAGACAAAGAUGACCCAGCUACGCUCUGCAUGCAGCAUGUUGACAGAACAAGAGAGUCGAGACCCUUAGAAUACACGAAAAGCCCGUAAAGUGCCUCGGAGUUUCUAAUUCUGGUUCAAAGGAGUGGUAUGGGAGUUAGGAACUCUGCGUCCACUCUACAUUGCAUGGCCUC